Phytophthora sojae is the source of this 1395-nucleotide messenger RNA. RefSeq lists its product as hypothetical. The coding region runs from base 1 to 1395 and encodes 464 amino acids. The transcript is spliced from 2 exons. Lineage: Eukaryota; Oomycota; Peronosporomycetes; Peronosporales; Peronosporaceae. The record is from RefSeq and is a predicted model, not a curated record.
AUGCUGCGACUCGUGACUUUCACUGCACUACUCCUCGCACUUGCACGCGAUGCCAAGAGCCAAGUCGAAGGCGAAGGGGAAGCCAGCGAGUCAACGGUCGAAUGGGACAACUGGGCCAAGUCGGCCAAGCUGAACCCGACUGUGCAGCACAUUCCGCUGGAUCCGUCGGAAAGCGACUUGCGACCGCCACCAGCUCAAAUCCCCGACUCCUUCGACAUGUUCGUGGGCUCGUCGGUCUUUCGAGACGGGUAUCGGUGUGGCAAGACCCUGUUCACAGCGCUGAAGCGAGCAACGCACCCGGAACGGCUCCAAUUCGGCAUCCUGGAGCAAAUCUACGAGGGAGACCCAACUUGUCUCGACGAGUACUGCAAAAUGGCGGCGGAGGAGUGGCCUGAAGACCAAGAGUGUCGGUACAAGGCUCAGAUCACCGUGGACACUCGCGACGCGGCCGAGUCGGCUGGAUGCACGACGGCUCGUCACCUGCAGCAGAAGUUGGUGGGGGACCAAGAGUUUUGUCUGCAAGUGGACGGCCACAGCGUCUUCACGAACCGCUGGGACGAGAACAUCCUGGCGGACUGGGCGUCGAUCGACAACGAGAUGGCGGUCAUGACCAUGUACCCGCACCACACGCACACCUACAUGAUCAACGAGGAGGGCGACAACACUAUUACCAACUCGAUCCCGCACCUGUGCACCACUAUUCGGGGUGGCAAUGGUCUGCCACGCAUUGUCGGCGCCAGUUUGAUCAAGGACUCGUGGAAGCCGCAGAUGGCCGCGCUCUGGGGCGGUGGCUACUCGUUCAGCAAGUGCCACGCAGAGCGCAGGGUGCUGAUCGACUCGCACACGCCGUGGCUCUGGGACGGCGAGGAGUUCAUGCGGUCUGCCAACUACUGGACGUACGGCUACGACUUGUACUCGCCGAGUCGGUUGGGCAACGUGCUGUACCAUAACUACUCGAAAAAGCCGGAGAGCGUCUGGGCGGCGCCCAUCGAUCCUGAGAAGAAGGAGCGAGACACGGAGAUGGCCGAGAACCGUGUGCGUCUUCGCCUCGGGAUCCCGUUCAAGGGGCCAGUUGAUACUUUCGAGCUUGAGAAGUACGGCUUCGGUACGGUGCGGUCGUUCGAGAGCUUCCUCGAGUUCGCCAACGUCUCACUUGAAGGCUGGAUGAACGACACGAACUCUUGCGGUCAGCUGCACUGGGUUCCGUAUGAGGAUCCGACAGAAGUGGAGGAGACCGUUGGCGUGGCAAAGAGCUCUGGAAUGUCGUCGUCGACUUUCGUUGGGGUUGUCGUUGUGGCGGCCGUGUUUGUCACGAUCUCCACUGACGCAGGCUCACGAGCCAUCCGUCGACGAGUUUGCGGAACCAUGCACGGCAGAACACACCGCAGUAUUUAG